Anguilla rostrata (American eel) is the source of this 2997-nucleotide messenger RNA. RefSeq names its product chromosome 17 C17orf75 homolog (gene c17h17orf75). The record is from RefSeq and is a predicted model, not a curated record. The transcript has 10 exons. NCBI's taxonomy places the organism in Eukaryota, Metazoa, Chordata, Actinopteri, Anguilliformes, Anguillidae. Gene Ontology annotation, cellular component: trans-Golgi network. Bases 211 to 1434 code for a protein of 407 amino acids.
ACAUUUGCGAAACCUUAGAGUAUAUAGAACUGGAACUAAUGGCAAGUGAGACGUAAUCAACACGGAAAAGUCAGCAGCUGUACCACAGUGGCGUCAUCAUGUUGACAAAUGAGCGAAUGCUAGUUGGUCAGCGAGCGUUAGCUUUACCGCUCCAUUCAGACUAACAGAAGACCAGCUAACGUAACAAAAUUUUGCACACACAGAACAAACAUGUUUACUUCCCAGACUUCUUCGAUCCAGGAUUCCUUUGACGUUGAAGACAAGGAUACGGAUUUUGACAAUGAAGAAAUUGUGGGCUAUAAUCAGAAAACACAGCAGUUAAACUGCUAUUAUUCAAUCUAUUUCUAUCAAAGUACUAGAUCAGAGGCAGCCGACGUCCAGUUGGCUAGGAGUCACAGAAGAACUGAGUCCACAACAAGUGAGGAUGACUUUAGUCUCUCAUUAGUAGACACGAGCUUGCCCUCGGAAGCUGAGCCGGAGUUGCGCUCCUACAUUUCCCGGAGGCUGAGCAAGGGGGCGCUGUUGGGCGGAAUGGGAAACAUCGCCACGGUGGAACUCAGUGUCCCUGAACAGGCGGUUGGGUGUUACUGCUGCCUGUUGGAGCAGGAGAGGUCACCGGACCAGCCAGAAGGAGAGGGAAAUGGGGACUACGUGGUGUGUUUCCUGGGAGGGUCCGAGAAGGGCCUCAACACAUUCAGACUGGAGCUGGAUAAGUAUGUGCAGGGGCUACAGAGCAGCCUCAGCCCGGAGCUGCCGAACCUGGAGACGGAGAUCAGGCCGUACCUGAGCCGCUGGUACGAGGAGUCCGUCCUGCACAUCUACAGAGUGGUGCAGCUGGUCCAGGGGAACAUCAGCUAUCUGCUCCACGCUGCUCUCAGCCACACCCACAUGGAAGUGACCGGUGCUGAUGAGAGAACCAAGGCUGACGUUGCCAGGUUCAUAAAGGCCGCCAGUCUGCAGGGCCUGGUUCAGGAGGACACGCCCUCCGCGUCGCUGUGCAAGGCCGUCUCCGAGGACUCUCACUCUGACCUGGUGAUGGACUGCUCCUCCACUCCACCCACCCUCACCAACGCAGUCAGCAACCGUUUCUGUGACGACUGGAUCCAGGCUUUCCUCAACGCGGCGGAGAGCUGCAACCCCUUCCUGCUGCGGCAGAUCCUGGAGAACUUCAAACUCAAGGCCAUCCAGGACAUGAACAACCUGAAGCGCUUCAUCCGGCAGGCGGAGAUGAGCCACUACGCGCUGUUCCGCUGCUGCCUGUUCCUGCAGGGCUGCGGGAACGGCGACGUGCUGCUGCAGAACGCCCGCGCCGAGCACAGCGGCCUGCUCGAGGCCUGCGGCAUCAUCCGCGUGCUGGAGGAGUUCCUGAGCGAGCAGGCGCAGUCUGCUAGCGCCGCCGCUAGCAGCGCCGCCGCCGCCGCCGUCGCGCGCUGACUCCUCCGGGCCAGCAGGGCGGCGACUGUCACCGCAGACCGGCCCUCGCUCCUUACACACGCACACUUCAGCUGCACGUCCCACAGAUCAAGGGCACCCAUCAUCAGGAUUAUCAUCUGUAUCUGCUCCAUCAUCUCCUAACCAGGUUAACUGGCUCCAGAGAAUAAGUUGUUGGUUCUCAAAUGUGGAGCAAAGCUAAUUUUAUUUUUUUUAAAUGACUAAAAGUACUAACUUAAUGAAAUUAAGUCAGAACUUCCUUUGGAGAGGACCAGCUGAAGACUAGUCCAGGAGACUUAAGUUUAGACUUUUCUGAGCCUUUUUUAACUGCCUCAUCCUGCUAAGUAAUAAUAGAGUAACAUGUAAAAAUCAUAUCUGUAAAUACCUGUGCUGUGUCUGGUGCCCAUUAACUCUGGUGUAAAUCUGACCUCUCAACAUUUUCAUGUCUGCUAAAUCGAACAAGACCAUAAAUUGUUAUAUAUAGUCCCUCUGAGUUCUGUAACCUUUGCGUGUGGUCCUGUAAGGUCCUAGGAUUUGUAAGCUGAGGUACAGUGUAAUGUUACAAGCAUGAAGUAUCUGGGUGACUUUUAAAACUACCCCCCCACCCAUCCCCAUUUUCUCCCCAUUCCAAACUUUCUCCCCAGUUUGGAACAGCUAGUCAUUGCCACACUGUGAUUCUCACGGCAGUCUCCGCAGUCGAUUUUACAGACGAGCAUGUUCUCUCCUCCAAAGCAUCUCACAGCUGCUUCUUUCUCAUAUUUAAAAAAGUUGGCUCACACAGACACACGUCAGAGGAAGACAUUUUGUGCAGCCCAGCAGUACCCAUUUGGACCAGUAGGGGGUCACUGGUGCGCAAGGAGACGGUGUAAUCACCACUGGCAUUUGUCUUGUCAUAACACUUAAAAGUCAACAGAAGGUUGAUCAAGAUCCUUAAGACAUUUUUCUUCCGCAACAUUUCAAAUAAACACCGUGCACUACAGGCAUAUGACGGUCAGGCGUAUGACAGGUUAAUCCUGUCCUGAAAUGUAUUGUCAUUGCUUUGAAGCUACGCCUCAUUGAGUAGUAGGCAUUUUGACUAUUUAAAAAAAAAAAAAAGUACAUUAUUGCCAUCAUUGGCAGAAGGUUUUUUUUGUGUUGUUAUUAAAGUAGCAUAGUGGAUGGUAAAUGAAGUAUGUUGUUUACAGUAAUUAUUUACAGUGUAUACUUUUUCCCCAACCCUGCGUCAUUGGAGAACUACAUCAUAUGCCUCCAUAUAAUGAUGCUCAAUACAUCUGUGUGAGUUAUAUUUUCAUACCCAGAUUUGUCUACGCUUCAGGUUGUCUUGUGAAAGCAGUAUGUAAAAUGAAAUAUGAAACCAAGUGUACUGUGAAGCGAAGGACUGCAGUCUGAUAAGAUUACAGAGGGGAGGUUGAGCUGCUCUCUCAACUCUCGCGGUGUCCUUACGGUGAAGAACACUACUGUUUUUGAAAUGUAUUUAAAUUUGUGACAUCAUUCCGGUGUGAUUCAGCUAACAUUGUGACUAAAGUCGUCUUGUAAAAGGAGAGAAAUAAACCUCAAAACGAUGAA